AAAAAAAAGCCCUACUCUAAGCACCACAAGUCCCCAAGAGUUCUCCAUAGCACAGAGCGCAGAGCCGCGCGCCUCAAAAGUUGAAGCUCUUCAGGCGCCGGUUUGCGGAAACCAUGCUCGCGCGCUCCGUCCGCGUUUCCCUGGCAACUGGAUCGGCGGAUGGAGUCGACGAGGACGAGCCAAAGGUGCGACGUCCCCAAGGUGCUCGGUCGUCUCCGGCACAGGCACAGACCUUAGGCUCGGGUGUUCAUCCAAACCGGCCGUCCAAAGGAUCUCCAAAAGCUUCUCCCUGACGCCACAGAUGUUUCUGCAUCUGUCGGCAACUUAUGAGUUGGCUCUCGACACUGAGAGAAAGUCGGUCCAAAAAAAAAAAAAAAACAUGCGAAAGCUGUUGAGAGCAUCAUUCAGUCCAAAACGUAGGAGAACCUCUUAUCAGCUCUCAGCUGACCAAGCACAUGAGCGCUAUGGACACGCUGGAGUGGAGCAGCAGAAUAAAAGAGCGAUCCGCGUGGACGCGCAUGCCGCCACGAAUCGGAGAUCGAAAGAUGUUCAGUCGUGCAUGGUCGUGGACGUGUACUUUCUUCCUGCUCCCGUCUAAUCCCGGGCACGCGACCAAAAGUGUCACUUCGUGUACAGUUAUUCCAUCAUUUGUUUACGAGCAGAAGGAAAACUAGUCUGUUUUCUGUUGUUGUUGCUGUUCGAUUUGUGCACGAGUCGCCCUUUGGGUUCCUCUAAUCGCCCGUGCACGUGCCAACUUCUCCCUUCUUUUGCACAGUAAAAAAAAAAAAAAAAAAAACUACUGGAGUCUGAAUGCACGGGAUCGCUCCAGCAUCUUCUCGCCUCGCGUCCAAACGUAUGUGCGUAACUGCGCGAUCCGGAGUGCCUCGCUUUCACUCGCGUCUCCCCCUCGAGCUCAGGGGACAUCUCCAAAAACAUUGUGUCCUACCUAGAAAGCCCGAUGUCGAAGAAACGCAAAACUCCCGACGCCGACCACGACGGAGGAGGAGGUGGUGGUGGUGGAGGAGGAGGAGAGCUCGCGAGAGCAGAGGAUUUCCCGCGUUCAAGCUGCGCCGACCAAGGUCUGACGGAUGAGAAAGUGAAGGCGUACCUUUCCCUGCACCCGCAGAUGCUGGAUGAGUUUGUGCUGGAGAGCGUGAGCGCGGAGACGGUGGACAGAUGGCUGAAGCGCAAGAGCAGCAGCCCUCCUACAGAUGAGCCUUCGAUGAAAGAAGUAAGCAGGCAGUACCAGGACACUAAUAUGCAGGGCGUGGUUUAUGAGCUGAACAGCUACAUGGAGCAGCGACUAGACACGGGCGGAGACAAUAAACUCCUGCUGUACGAACUGUGCAACAUUGUCAAAACAGCCACCAAAGCUGAUGGUUUUGCAUUGUACUUCCUUGGAGAAUGCAACAAUACCCUGUGUUUAUUCACGCCAACAGGGGCAAAAGAGGGGCUUCCUGGGCUCAUUCCCUCUGGUCCAAUUGCAUUCGGUACCACCAUUGCUGCUCACGUUGCUAAGACGCGCAAGACACUACUUGUAGAAGACAUCAUGGGGGACGAGCGGUUCCCCCAUGGCACAGGGCAGGACUCAGGGAUCCAUGUUCACUCUGUUCUGUGUCUCCCCAUCCUCACGGCCAUCGGAGACCUGAUCGCUGUACUGGAGCUGCACCGCCACCUGGGCCGAGAACCCUUCAACCUCAGCCACCAGGAGGUUGCCACUGCAAAUUUGGCAUGGGCUUCUGUAGCUAUUCACCAAGUGCAGGUCUGCAGAGGUUUAGCAAAGCAGACGGAGCUCAAUGACUUCCUCCUAGACGUGUCAAAAACGUACUUCGACAACAUUGUGGCAAUAGAUUCUUUACUUGAACAUAUCAUGAUAUAUGCAAAAAACCUGGUGAAUGCCGACAGAUGUGCCCUCUUCCAGGUCGAUCACAAUAACAAAGAGCUGUACUCUGACCUCUUUGAUAUUGGAGAAGAGAACGAAGGGAAGCCGGUAUUUAAGAAAACCAAAGAAAUUAGGUUUUCUAUAGAGAAGGGCAUAGCCGGUCAGGUUGCCCGAACAGGAGAGGUCUUAAAUAUUCCAGAUGCCUAUGCAGACCCACGAUUCAACAGAGAAGUGGAUCUGUAUACUGGCUACACGACGCGCAACAUCCUGUGCAUGCCCAUCGUCAGCCGGGGGACCGUAAUAGGUGUCGUACAGAUGGUCAACAAGCUGAACGGAAGUGCCUUCACUAAAACUGACGAGAACAAUUUUAAGAUGUUCGCUGUCUUUUGUGCCCUGGCCUUACACUGUGCAAAUAUGUAUCACCGGAUCAGACAUUCGGAGUGCAUCUACAGGGUGACGAUGGAGAAACUUUCAUACCACAGCAUCUGCACAUCGGAGGAGUGGAAGACCCUCGCGCAGCUCUCCCUCCCUACGCCCAUAUACAAAGAGAUUGAACUGUUCCAUUUUGACAUUAGCCCUUAUGAGGAACUCUGGCCUGCAGUCUUUGUGUACAUGGUUCAUAGUUCAUGUGGGAAAAACAGUUUUGAGCUGGAGAAGUUGUGCCGCUUCACCAUGUCGGUUCGAAAGAAUUACCGACGGGUUCCAUACCACAACUGGAAGCAUGCGGUUACAGUGGCCCACUGCAUGUACGUCAUUCUCCAAAAAACCUCUGGAAUCUUCACUGAACUGGAGAGGAAAGGUCUGCUUAUAGCCUGCUUGUGUCAUGACUUGGACCAUCGAGGCUACAGCAACAGCUACUUGCAGAAGUUUGACCACCCGUUGGCAGCGCUGUACUCCACGUCCACCAUGGAACAGCACCAUUUCUCCCAGACGGUGUCGAUCCUCCAGCUGGAAGGGCACAAUAUUUUCUCCAACCUGACUUCCAGCGAGUACGAGCAGGUGCUGGAGAUCAUCCGCAAAGCAAUCAUCGCCACAGACCUGGCCCUCUACUUUGGCAACCGUAAGCAGCUUGCUGAUCUGUUAAGCACAGGCGCACUGGACCUCAACAACCAUGCCCACAGGGAUCGUGUAAUCGGCCUGAUGAUGACGGCGUGUGAUCUCUGCUCUGUAACCAAACUGUGGCCCAUCACUCGUCUCACAGCCAACGACAUCUAUGCAGAGUUCUGGGCUGAGGGGGAUGAGAUGAAGAAGAUAGGAAUGCAGCCGAUUCCCAUGAUGGACAGGGACAAGCGGGAUGAGGUUCCGCAAGGACAGGUGGGUUUUUAUAACGCAGUGGCCAUUCCCUGUUAUACCACACUCUCUGAGCUGUUCCCUCCGUCUGCUCCUCUGCUUAGAGCCUGCAGGGAAAACCUGGGCCAGUGGGAACAUAUCGUACGUGGAGAAGAGACGUGUGCGUGGACUCCGUGUGAAGAACCAGCGCAGAGUGGGCUGCUGGAGAGCGGACCGGUCAAAGUGGACAACUGACUCAGCCUGAGACCUUCAGCCUUGAACACGACACCAUCCACACCCUGCCAGAGACACUGCACUUCCCUGAGGACAGUCCCACUUCCGCUGUGGAGCAGAGAGGCAGGAGAGGAGAUAUUCAUCCAGCAACUCGAAGAAGAAUCUGAAAAAGACAAAGCAAAACAAACGUUACCUCAGUGGGUGACAGAGGCUAGAGACUCGAAUCAGAGGGACUCGCCCAGGAUGCAGGAUUCGAUCGCCUCAAAUCUAAACGGACUUGUGCAGCUUCCUCGGAUGGUUGCUUUUGGUUUUUUUAAUUAAAUAUUUAGUUUUGGGGUGAAAAUCUAA
Messenger RNA from Silurus meridionalis, 3733 nucleotides. It is a transcript of the gene pde10a, whose product is annotated as phosphodiesterase 10A. Gene Ontology annotation, molecular function: 3',5'-cGMP-stimulated cyclic-nucleotide phosphodiesterase activity; protein binding. Lineage: Eukaryota; Metazoa; Chordata; Actinopteri; Siluriformes; Siluridae. Gene Ontology annotation, biological process: signal transduction; negative regulation of receptor guanylyl cyclase signaling pathway. The record is from RefSeq and is a predicted model, not a curated record. Bases 959 to 3406 code for a protein of 815 amino acids. The transcript has 22 exons.